Molecule: messenger RNA, 7749 nt
Organism: Diorhabda carinulata
Lineage: Eukaryota; Metazoa; Arthropoda; Insecta; Coleoptera; Chrysomelidae
Gene: Sirt1
Product: NAD-dependent protein deacetylase sirtuin-1
Exons: 8
Coding region: 8-2092 (694 amino acids)
Molecular function (GO): NAD+ binding
Source: RefSeq, a predicted model, not a curated record
GUCAAAGAUGGAUUCCUAUCCUGACGUACAGGAACACGAAUCUUGUGCAAAAAGAAUUAAACUUGAUGUUGGCGAGUCUAAUAUAGGUGAAUUGUGCAAAGGAAUAGGAUUUUCCUGUUUUUCCACAUCAUCAACGGGCCCGAUUGACAUUACUGAAGGUAUAUCAGCAGAUUGCGACUCAGGAUAUGAAGCCUCUACACUAGAAUCAAUGCCCACUCCCCUUCAUCACACAUCCCCUCGAACAGAUCCAGGAGAUAUUCAAGAAAGUAUGUCAAGCAUUUCCGAGUCCUUCACACAAACACCGACUCACACAGAUCAACACGACGUAUCCCAGGAUAGCCUGGAAAUUGAAGAUGACGAUAACGCUUCCACUGUCAGUGAAUUAAGCGGCCUAUCCGAAUUAUCUGGUCAAGAUUGGAAACCCAUGGCUGGAAGUAUGAUCUGGAUUCAACAACAAAUGCAAAAAGGUGUUAAUCCUAGAGAAAUUUUGGCAGAACUAGGAGUGGAUGGACAAAUUCCUGACUAUGUAGAUGAUCUUACAGUAUGGAAACUUAUCAUUAACAUGUUAUCUGAACCUCCACGUAGAAAUAAACUUAGACAUAUCAAUACGUUGGAUGAUGUUGUUAGAUUAUUAAGGGGCGCACAGAAUAUUAUAGUCUUGACAGGAGCAGGAGUAUCGGUUUCAUGUGGUAUUCCUGACUUCCGUUCUAGGGAUGGUAUUUAUUCCAGACUAGCUAUCGAUUUUCCAAAUCUCCCAGAUCCUCAAGCUAUGUUUGAUAUCAGUUAUUUCAGUCAAGACCCCAGACCUUUUUUCAAAUUCGCCCGAGAUAUUUACCCAGGAAAAUUCCAACCCAGUCCUUGUCAUAGGUUUAUUAAAUUAUUAGAAAAACAUAAGAAACUCCUGCGAAACUACACCCAAAACAUUGAUACUCUUGAAAAGGAAGCAGAGAUCGAGCGAGUAAUAGAAUGCCACGGUUCUUUUGCCACAGCUACAUGUACAAAAUGUGGACAUAAAGUAAGAGCUGAUCAGAUUAGAGAUCACGUUUUGGCCCAAAAAAUACCUCUGUGUCAAGAAUGUCAUCCUAAUGUGGAAAGUUAUGUAUCUACCGAUGAUGUCAGGACAAAUCAAGAGGGUAUGGACUACAGAGAACUUGUUCAAUCAGGUAUAAUGAAACCGGAUAUAGUUUUCUUUGGCGAAGGUCUUCCAGAUACAUUUCACGAAGCAAUGACAGAAGAUAAGUCACAGUGUGACUUAUUAUUAGUUAUAGGAAGCUCUUUGAAAGUCCGACCGGUGGCGCUGAUUCCUAGUAGUCUACCCUCGCAUGUUCCACAGAUUCUAAUCAAUAGAGAACCCCUGAAUCACUGUCAUUUUGAUGUAGAGUUAUUAGGAGAUUGCGACGCUAUUAUAAACCACCUCUGUAGACUUUUGGGAAGUAAUUGGGAAGAAGGUGUCUACUCUUCCCAAGUCUUGAAGCUAACGAAUACACUUCUACCCCUAGAAGACCCGCCUCCAUUGGAGGUGCAACAUAAAUCAUCAACACUGGACUUUACCCGCCCUAUAGAAUCAGAAUCCUCCCGAUGUUUAUGUACGAGUACAAACAGUAGUUCCUUAAGUACAGAAGCGAAUGCAGAAUCGCAUUGCACAUGUUUUCACUACAAGUCAAUUAAUCAUGAUAGCGAAUUAGAAACUAAGAUUGUUAAAGAGAGACAUAUGAGUAUAGAUUCAGCGAAAGAUUCCGGUAUUGGAGACAAUUCCAAUUUCACCGAUAAAUACGAUGAAUCAGAUGAGAAUGGAGAAGAGAAGAGUAGUAGUUUUUGCUUGGAAAUAUGUAACGAACCAUCCACGUCUUCGGAGAAUUUUAGAAAAAACACAUCAGAUUUGAGAGGAUACUGGCAACCGAAAGUUAAGAAGAGCUUAGCCGAUAGGUUACCAGAAAAUUCGUUCCAUCUAAUACCCCCGUGCCGAUAUAUAUUUCCCGGAGCGGAGGUUUACUACGAUCCAGACGAAAAACUACAUUACGAAGGUCAUUCAUCAAAUUCGGAAGAAUCAGAAAACGGAUCAGAGUGCGGAAGUCAACUUGAUUCAUUGUAGUCUUUUUCACUUUCCCGUUUUUAUUAUCUUUAAGUAUUCCCUCGUUGUUAUUUUUAUAUUUUUUAUGAAAGGAAAAAGUCGUAAAUGUGCUCAUGGUGUAUUUGUUGUUAGUAAAGAGGUUAUGUAUAUUUCGUGUGUGAGUUACGAGAAAGUCUUGUCCCAUAAAAAGUGAUACAGUAUAAGUAAUUACCCGAAUUUAUGUAGUGCAAACCAUAAUACGAACAUUGGUUAGUUCUUUACUAAGCUACAGGUUGAUUAAGUAUAUUUUACUGUGAUAUUGAAUCAGUCGCCUUCUAAAUAUGAAUUAGAAGAUGUGAGAGGAGUAAUUAUAUUCAUAAGAAUUUCCACACUUUUUGUCGCUUAAAACUAUCUAAAAUAGUCCAUUUUGGCAUUUGAUCAAAUUUUGAAAAAAAUAAGCUGAAAGAUUGAACUGUUUGAAGUUUAGAGCUUUCAACAAGUUUUUAACAAAUAUUUGCAGAUACAUGUUGGGAGGUUUUGAACUAGUUUGUCUUAUGAAAUGAGGACAAAUUUUGAGGAACACCGACGGAAAAAUUGAAGCUUUUCAAACAGGGGGUAUCAAACUACUCAUUCACAUAAAUAUUCGAAGCAUUUAUGGAGACAUGUCUGUUGAAGGGUAUUAAACUAAUAAAUCUUUAAUAGAGGGCCAAAAUUUGAUGUUUGAAACUAUUGAAAAUAUUUGAAGAAUAUAUUAGUAGGAUGUAUUUAAAUAAUUUCUUUUUGAUAAUAAUAAUUGAGGCAAAAAAUUGAAGCGUUUCAAAUCAAAUUGAUUUAUAACAUUUUUUUUCUAAUUUCAAAUUUAUAUUUGAUAUUUUAUUUUGCUUCCUAUUUCCGAUUCUUUUUUUUUUUUCUACCUAAGCUAUAAAUUUAUCGAGAAAUAGAAAAAAUAUCGAAAACAGUUUCUCUUAUCCAUAUAUUGAAAAAAUUCAUUACAAAAAAGUAAAAGUUGUCAAACUAGAAUUCGUCAUGACUACUCCUCAAAAUAUUGAAUCAUAUAGUUCAGGGUCCAUUGGAACACGUAGUUGUUGGUUCAAAAUAUAUGGGUGAAAAUAGGGAUUUUCACGUAAAACACACACUUUGUUUACUGUGGCACUUUAUGAUUAUUGUUUUUCUGUUAUUUUUUGUAAGUGGCUGUUGUACGGAAGCCUUUUUUUCUAAAUAUACAAUAAAAGGCACUCAAUUUGGUAAAUGAAAAUACAAAUUAUCGAAAUUCUGUAUAAACAAAAAAAAUUAGUUGUAAAAAAACCUCGUUGAUCUCUUUAACAAAAUGUGAAAUUAUUCCGUUUUCUUUUUUUUUUUUUUUUAUUUUCUUCGAUUUUUGUUGAAUGAAUCGGUGACGUGAUUGAUUAUUUAUUGGAAACGUGUAAAUGGUUGAGAGCCGGGACUACUAGGAACCAUUUAAUUUAGGCGGAUAUCCUUUUGAUGUCCCGCUCCUAAGAAUGAUUGCAAAUGAUGUGUACCUUAUUUUUUAUGUAUAAAGGAUAGGAUAUUGAUAGGUCUUGAUUUAUCAGGAUAAUUCCUGGAAAAUCUUGUUGCAUUUAUAUUUCAAAACAGGGUGUUGCAGCAUUUUGAUAUAUUUGUUCGACUAAGUUGGAAUUUAUGGAACCGUUGAUUAUAUUACUACUGAACACACUGUUUACACCAACACUCAAUAACUACACUGUGUGACACAGUUUACUUUCAGUCUCUGAUGACGAUAACUUGGUUAUCAAAACGCGCGUCAGACAGUGUAAUUGUGAGUCUUGAUGUAAACUGUGUGUUCAGCAUCGAAAUAGAACAAAAUUGUGAUUUUCAACGUUUACUAUAAAUUUAAACUUAAUAAAUAAAAAUGUUAACUACAAUAGUUGAUUUGUAAAAUUUACUGACUCCAUUCAUCUCGAUUUGUAACUAACUAGUGAAAUUAAUUAAUUAGUCUAGUUCACUAGUUCUAAAUUGUAAAAAAUGAAGGUAAAGCUUAUAAAAAUAGGAAUUAACAGGUCCUCUAAUUGGUUUCUUGUUCUUUUUAGUGUUGGUCUUCAUCCGAUCAGUUUUCCUGGGAAUGCCUGGUCAGUUUGUUUUUUUCGGUUAUAUUCAAAAUGAACUAAAAGACUGAAUCUUUUUUUAAAUCACCCUGUAAAUGUAUAACUAUGUUUAGUUCGAUAUAAAAUUUGUUGCGUCACUUUUAAUAAUAUUUAAUCGAUAUGAUUUUAAUCAAAAUAAUGUUGCAACGCCUCGUUUAAUUGUUAGUUAUAAAAAUGAUCUUAGAUGCAAGGUUUCAGGUUUAUUCGAAAUUUUGAAAACAAUCUCACAAAUAUGAAAGUUAUUUAUACGUUGAAUUUAUCUAUGUUACAGUUAAAAUCCGUUUUCAUUUAAUUCUAGUCACACGAAUUUUAGAAUGUUUGAAUCCCUACGUCCUUAUCAUAUGUUAUCACAUUUUAAUAAUCCCCUCCCCACCUUGAUAAGUUUAUGCAUAUAUUUAAGAAACAAACUACUAGUUAACAAAAAUAAACGACUAAUUUAAUUGGUAGUAGACAUGUGACAUCACAAAACUUCCCUCCUGGGUCCUUGUCAUACAUUGUCACAUUUCGGUGAUACCCUCCCUCCACAUUUACGUGUGACCACAAAGGGAAGAUUAGUUAUAACAAACCCAUUCCGUUAAAACUUGUUUUUAUAAGUCAAAACUAGUUUUUCUACAUUUUUCACUAGGAAAUACUAGAAUUUGCUAGUUUUUUUCCAUUUAAUAGAAUGUCCAGUUGAAACUAGCUUUCUUUGAGGAAUUUGGCUUAAGGAAAACAAUGUUUCCGGUUGAAAAAUUUAUUGUUUUAAAUUUUUUUCCUAGUAGAACACUGAAAAGUCAGAAUUUUUGAAAUUUUUGUACAAACCGCGAUUAUAAACAGGAACAUAUUGCCUUCCACCUGAGUCUGUAGAUGAUUUUUCAGUAGCACUGCGAAGUUAUAUCUGGGACUCCAUCCAAUGGUAGAAAUACCUCUGUAUAUGCAAUGAAUUUAGACCUAUAAUAAGGACUAUAAAAUUUUAUUUCAAUUGACUGUAGUUUUCACUACCCGAUGAAAAGAUGUAGUUAACUCUAGUUUGACUAGUAAAAGCUAGUUUUAACUGAAGAAGUUUGUUUCCCUAGUUAAAACUAAAAAGGGUUUUAACUGUAACAUCUAAUAUAUCAGCUUUAAUUUGAUUUUUUUCUAUUUAUGUUGUAAAAAUUUUUUUGAAAGUUACAAAAAAGUCGUUAUCUGCUUAAAAGCUGCAUUCUCAAGUAUGUAUCAUUAAAACUAUUGCAUCUAAGGAUUUUGUUACUUUUUAUUGUAUUAUUGUUCAUCUGGAUAUUCCUUAUUUUUUUAAAAUACAUGUCAUGUCCCUGUUUUUUUUUUUCGAAACUUCAGUGACUAUACUAGUUGAUACGCCAUCUCUCAACAUUUCUUGAAAAAUGUAAUGAUGAAUAUAACUACACUUUUAAAUUUCAUUAUAUAGAAGAAAUAAUUAGUUCGGUCAAUUUGAACAUACAAGAAUAUGGAAUUAGCUUAAAGAUAAAAAUUUGUGAGAAUGUUAAGGAUAUAAAUGAAUGAUGAAAAUCUAGAAAAUAUUUAUUCCAUGCUAUAGGUCUCAAUAAUGGAUUUUUCAAUUUUUAGAAUCGUUAUAUCUCAAAAACUUAGUUACUUUUAGAAAAAAAUGUUGAGACAUUUUUGUAAAUAAACAACAAUUUGUGUCUAACUUAAUUUCAUGAUAAAACGUUUUACUUAAAAAUGAAAAAACUCGAUUUAUCAAAUCUGAUAUUUAAAAAGUUGUUUUCCGGGUACGGUAUCGUUGGGGAUAGAUUUUUGUAACCCUUACUAUCAUUUUAAGGGGUAAUUGGAUCGGAUUGAUGGGCCAAUAAAAUGAAGAUUCGAAUUAUAGUACGAAAGCAUGUAUUUUUUAAUAUGAAUUGAUUUCAGAAUACAUUACAAGGUUUUAUAAUAAAAAAAUGUUGAAUUUUAUUGGGGGAUGGAAAAAUAAUUAAAUAAUGACUAAAAACAUCUUGAAAAAAAGUUUCAAACAAAGACUUUAGACUUUACUAAGAAUAAUUUCAGAGAUGUAAUUAUUGGUUUUAUUAAUUCAUGAAAAGUUAUAAGCAUUCAUAUUUGAUUUCACCGUUUAUUGAAAAAUGGAGUAGUUUGUUUCUUUCUCUCAAAUAAAAUUCAAUAUUUCAUUUAUAAAUUCCAUGACUUUUUGUUGAAAACGACUUUUAUAGAAAAAUACAGGCUUGUCAUUUUUUAACUGUUAUUUUAUUGGACUAUAAAUUCAAGAUACGAGCCCCUCGUCGCAUACUCUGUCACGCUUUCUAAGUUGAUAGCCGUCAUGAUAAUAUUCGCGAUUACUGCUCUGCUGCUCUACAAAUUUAUCUUGAAAAAAACGUUGCAAACGAAAAUUUAGGUUCCCCUCUUCAUAAAAAAAGGAAAUUGAACUUUCCAUCUGUCAUUUAUUUAUUUCCUUUGCUUUUUUCCCAAGUUUUUAUUAUUAAUAGGCUACUAUGUUACUGCUGAAAAUAUUUGAUCCGCUAUUCGUUGCUUGUGCAUUACUUUCAUUUUUUUUUAAAGGUAUACAAGUUCAUGAUGUAUAUUAAUAGUUCAUAAUUGUUAAAAACGUAUUCUCAAAAUUAUAUUUUUAUAAAAAAUUUGAUGUUAAAUACACUCCCAAAUUUUCAAAAAUGUCGAUUGUAAACAUGGAAAAAUUGUAACAUUAUAUUUUCUUUGAGGCAAUUUUGAUAACCCACUGUAGAAGAGUGUUAAUUUAUAAGUACAGGGUGAACCAAUUUUUUUAUCAAAAUAUUCAUUUUAUUUUAUUAACUAUAUUGUUAAACAUAAUAAAUUUUUAUAAUUUUUCCUCGUUAUACGACAUUUUAAAGCACCUCUAAAGAUGUAAAAAAGGAAUUUGGUUAUAGUUUAGGAGAAUGAAAGUUAAUAUUUUUGAAUAACAAAAAAGUAAUUGUAAAAGCAUAAACCCAGUUUUUAGGUUCGAAAAGUCCAGUCAUUCCAAAAGAUCUCGAUAACAUAUCAAUUUUAUUUUAGAUGUUAAUUUAUUUAACAGUCGAUUCCGUUCAUUGAGUUGUAAAAAACAAUUUUUCCAUAUCUGAGUCUAGAUCAAAUUCUCAAUUAAAUCCGGUGAUAUAUGUAAAACUUUCAUUCUCCACAUUGUAUAUGUAUAUGAAAAUUCGAAAACCCAUUAGUUUACAUUGGUUAUCUAUAAAUAAAAAUAUCCAAUGCUAACUGCAAAAAUUAAAAACAAAUAAUAGAUUUUUGUGAUUGGGGUUCAGGUUUUAAAAAUUUCAGUUCUUGAUACCAGAUUUUGGUUAGGCUUCAACCUAUUUUUGAAUUUUCAAUAACAUUUCUCAGUAUGAACAAUAAUUCAUUGUAUUUUUCAUUCAGAUUUAAAAAAUUACUUGACUUUUUUAUGUAAAUUCCCUACAGUAGUAAGUAUAUUUUUUAAUAUUAUUUUUGUACAAGUAUUUAUUUAAAUGUCAAGUCUUUUUAUUAAAUAAAGAGUUGUUAGUUCACUGAUAUUAUGGACCCUAUCCUUUGAAAUAUAUUUUGUAAUAAUUUUUCUAUUAUUUCUUAUUUGUGUGUACAUAUUAAUGGUACUAAAGCAAUAAAAUACAUUUGUUUCUUAUAAUA